CCGAAGGCGACCCAACUCUCCGGGAGAGCGAAGCUGAGAGAAGGGAGGGCGCGGACGUGACGUUGCCGAGGGAAAAAACAAUCUUUUGGUUUCCGUUCAGGGUCCGGGCUCGGCGGUCGCGAAGGCGGGCGCUGGCGCUGGCCAUGGCGUUCCCGACGUUCCGCACGGUAGCUCUGGCCUCCUGCCUGGUGCUGUGCGUGUCCCUGCUCCUGCCCAAAAUCUUCCUUUCCAGGGGCUGGAGGCUGCAGGAACCCGGGGCCGACGGGCCGCCCACGCCGGUCUCCGUGCCCGAGGGAAAGACCAGCCCAUUUCCUCCAACCAUGCAUCCCCAAAUCCAUCCAGAAACCAGACCACCUACUACCCAUUUCCCAAGGUCUCAUCUUGCAGAAGCCAUUGCCAAAGCGAAAGGUGGUGGUGGUGGAGGAGCAGGAGGAGGUGGUGGCAGCGGUGGAACUAGAGGGAGUGGCAGUGGAAGAGGACUUGUGGGCCAAGUCAUCCCAAUAUAUGGAUUUGGAAUCCUUUUAUACAUAUUGUACAUUCUUUUUAAGCUUUCUUCUAAGGGGAAGACCACGACAACUGAGCGGAAAUGUCCUUCUUCAGGGUCUGGAAAUACAAACAGGAAGAUCACCGACUAUGAGCUUGCCCAGCUUCAAGAAAAGCUGAGAGAAACCGAAGAAGCCAUGGAAAAAUUAAUCAAUCGAGUAGGACCCAACUGUGAAAGCAGGGCCCAAAAUGGCACUACUGAUCAAGAGAAAAGGUUGCUGCAGCAACUCCGAGAAAUUACUAGGGUCAUGAAAGAAGGCAAGCUUAUUGAUGGAAUCUCCCCAGAACAAGAAGCUGAAGAGGCUCCAUAUAUGCAAGACUGGGAAGGUUAUCCAGAAGAGACCUAUCCUGUCUAUGAUAAUUCUGAUUGUUACAAGCGCAGACAGGGCACGAUUCUUGUGGAUUACCCUGACCCAAGCCAGCCAUCUGCUGAAGAGCUAGCAGAGAGAAUGGAGUUUGUGGACGAUGAGGAUUACUUGUGUAGUGAAACCCUUUUGUCUGCUCUCGCCUUAGUGAAUGAUGGCCCAGCAGCAAGGAACGAGAAGGACCAGCAUGCCACAUUCAGUGACCAGAGUGGGAAUGGCCACCAUUUUGAGAAAUGCUACUGUUGUCACUAUGAAGAGGAUGAUCCUGCUGUGAUAGCAGAGAAUGCAGGGUUCUUCUCUGACAGCUGCAGCGAAACGGAAGACACCACCAAAGGAGAGCUCUCGGUGGAGUCUGACCAUGAAAACGCAGCGCCCAGAGAUCAGAGCGAUGAAGAAAUUGGCCUUCUGAGAAAGCGAAACACAAAGGGAAUGGAGUUGCUGGGACAAUGAAGGCUGUGCAGGAUUGCACAUCUUUCUAUAGACAUCGAUCUUCGCUUUGAGGACAGAGGCGUUCCUUCCCUGUGGUGGGACCCGCUUGCAAUCCCAUAGCAGCUGCUGCUCCUUUGAAAUGGGAUAAAGUGUUUCUCCUUGCUCAUUCGGUAGUCAGCCCAGCAACAGGAGUACCACCUGAUAUGCUAGUGGUAGAUUCCCAAGAAAAUUUCAAAACAUGGUUGCCCCAUGGUUUCCAUCCGUGGUUUCAUCCAGCUUUCUUGUCUCCCUGACCUGAAGGGUAGCUUCACUGCAUUCCUCAAGUCCUGUAGAAAGUACAAAGAACCCUACAUCCAAUAGGGACUCCUCUUGCUUGCAGAAUAGUGAUACUUUUGCUUGUGUAUUUAUUCGCUACGGGCGGCACUGGAGCCAUCAUUAGCCAGGCUGAGGCAGCCCAUUUUGGGUACUGCUUCACGGCAGGAAAAUAUGGUUUAUAUUUAGGCAUCAUAGGAAUUGUCCUUUGCCACUGGACACCCACAGGACCAGAACUGAGAAAACUUGUUUUCUGUCUGUCUGUAUCCCCAUCCACCCAGCUCCUAGAAUCCAGACAGGCAUGUUGAAGGAGCUACAUUUUUAAGUUUUCCUGAGCUUUUUAUUGGACAGUGGUUUUUUUUGUGAUUAUAUGCAAAAAAUUCUUAUUUAUUU
This is a messenger RNA of Pogona vitticeps (central bearded dragon), 2042 nucleotides long. RefSeq names its product RIC3 acetylcholine receptor chaperone (gene RIC3). The record is from RefSeq and is a predicted model, not a curated record. Gene Ontology annotation, biological process: protein localization to cell surface; synaptic transmission, cholinergic. Gene Ontology annotation, cellular component: intracellular membrane-bounded organelle; neuron projection; neuronal cell body. NCBI's taxonomy places the organism in Eukaryota, Metazoa, Chordata, Lepidosauria, Squamata, Agamidae.